GCAGUGAGUGCAGACAGACAGGUGAAGAUGAUGAUGAUGUUAUUGGUGUUUUUGUUCAGCGUCUGGCUGAACUCCAGCUCAGCUGCAAAGCUGGGUGUGGUGAAGACAGAGGCGGGCCUGGUGGAAGGGAAGAGUCACAGGAUGGGGCUCUUCAGCUCUGUCGACGUCUUUAAAGGAAUCCCCUUCGCUGACACCCCUGGAAAAUGGGAGAAACCAAAACCUCACCCCGGAUGGGACGGAGUCAUGAAGGCGACUAAAUAUAAGGAUCGCUGCCUGCAGGUCACGCUGCUGCAGACAAAAACCCAGGGCAGCGAGGACUGUCUUUACCUGAACAUCUUUGUUCCACAGGGAAGUAGAUUGUCCUCCAGCCUCCCAGUGAUGGUGUACAUGUUCGGAGGGGCCUUCCUGUUGGGCGCGUCCAAUGACGUGGCGAUCCUCGGAGACUCUCUGUACGACGGGAAGGAGAUGGCCGACAGGGGGAAGGUUAUCAUCGUAUCGGUGAACUACAGAGUCGGUACGAUGGGUUUCCUCAGCACCGGAGACUCCAGACUGCCAGGUAACUACGGUCUGUGGGAUCAGCAUGCUGCCAUCUCCUGGGUCCGCAGGAACAUCGAGGCGUUUGGAGGAAACCCCGACAACCUCACCAUUUUCGGCCAAUCCGCUGGAGCCGCCAGCGUCAGCUACCAGAUGCUGUCUCCCUACAAUAAAGGGUUGUUCCGCAGAGCGAUCACACAGUGUGGUGUGGCCCUCAGUCCCUGGGCUAUCCAGAGGGCACCCAUGGCUCUCACCAAGAAGAUCGCUCGAAAAGUCGGCUGCUGGAGAACCGAUGAAGACGAGAUGAUAACCUGUCUGAAGAUGUCGGACCCUGUCGGUCUCACCAUGGCUGGAAAAAUUGACAUUCUGCUUAUUCUGGGAAAAGGUGUGGUCAUGGAUCUCCUUGAGCUAGCGCCCGUGAUCGAUGGUGAUUUUAUCCCAGAUGAGCCCAGUAAGCUGUUUCACAACGCGGGACAGUUUGAUUACCUGGCCGGGGUCAACAGCAUGGACGGACACAUCUUUGCUGGUGUCGAUGUUCCUUCUAUCAACGGGAAAAAUGCCACCACCCCAGCUCAGGUGAAGAGUCUGCUGACCGGUCUGACCAAAGAGAAAGGGAGUGCCGCUGUCUCCUCAGCAUACAGCACUUACACCGCACACUGGGGUUCCACUCCUGAACCGGGUACGGUGAAGAAGACAGUGGCCGACAUCGAGACGGACUUCCUGUUCCUGGUUCCGACUCAGAUCGCCCUCCAGCUCCACGCCAACAACACCAAUGGAGCCCAUACCUACUCCUACCUGUUCAACAUGGAGACUCGUAUCCCAGGAUUCCCUAGCUGGGUGGAGGCGGAGCACGCCGAGGACCUGCAGUACCUGUUCGGUAAACCCUUCGCCACGCCACUGGUCUACUUCCCCCGACACAGAGACCUGGCUGGGUACAUGAUCGCUUACUGGACCAACUUCGCCAAGACCGGUAAUCCCAACACAGGGGAGAACAGAGUCCCUGUGGCCUGGCCCCCCUUCACCAAAUACCACCAACCCUACCUGACCAUCAACCACAAGAUGAGCAAGUCUUCUGUCAGCUACAACCUGAGAUCAGAGUACGUCAACUACUGGUCCCAAACUUACACAACCUUCCCGUCCAUCAGAAGGGAAGAAGAAUGACGCACACGGAGGGACGAAGACAGGAGGGAAGCAAACCUGGUUCUACUGUCUGUUAAAUAAAACAUGAAGUCUGAUUGAUU
Molecule: messenger RNA, 1775 nt
Organism: Notolabrus celidotus (New Zealand spotty)
Lineage: Eukaryota; Metazoa; Chordata; Actinopteri; Labriformes; Labridae
Product: bile salt-activated lipase-like
Exons: 12
Coding region: 28-1695 (555 amino acids)
Biological process (GO): presynaptic membrane assembly; chemical synaptic transmission; postsynaptic membrane assembly
Cellular component (GO): postsynaptic specialization membrane; synapse; cell surface
Molecular function (GO): signaling receptor activity; triacylglycerol lipase activity; sterol ester esterase activity
Source: RefSeq, a predicted model, not a curated record